CGAGAGCGAUCGGUGGGGCCCGGCCCGUCGGGCAGGGCGAGCCCCACGCGGCGCCCCCGCUCCCCCCACAGCGCCGCGGCCGCGCCGGCCGGCAGGAGGGCGGGGAAAGAGCCCCGCUCCCCCCCGUGAAGCACAUCCACACCCACACCCACACCCCGGUCCCGGCGGCGAGGGGCGGUGGGAGCGGGGGGCUGAGCGGGCGGCGGCCCCGGCCUUGCGUCAGAGCUGUGCAAACACCGCCGCGGCGCCCGCCGCUAUUUAAGGGGCCGAGUCUGAGUCGCCCCUAACUUCCCUGCCUGGGCACACACCGGCCUCGCUCCCUUCUCGGGUCCGACCUCGGAAAAGCGCAGGGGAAAGCAAUGUACAGCGGUAUAUGCAUCUGUGUGUUCCUCGCUGUGCUCUCAGCGAGCUCUUUCGGACAGCAAACUGUGGGCUCGCACAAUGGGAAUCCACUGGCUGCUGAGCUUGAGCAGGGCUUGACAGAACAGCACCGGCACGUCCGCGCCCCUUCGUCUGCUGGCCCGCUGAAAUCUGUGCCGCGGCUGGAUGGAAGCAUUGACCAGAGAGCUAACAUCGGUGCUUUGUUGGCCAAGUAUCUCCAGCAAGCCAGAAAAGGUCCCACUGGAAGGCUCUCAGUUAUGGGAAACAGGGUACAGAGCAUUGAUCCUACGCACAGGAUAAAUGACAGAGACUACAUGGGCUGGAUGGAUUUUGGACGCCGCAGUGCUGAAGAAUACGAAUACUCCUCCUAAAGAACAGCAAACUAUAGCAACAGAAAAAAAAAUUUAAAAAAAUCACACUCCCAUGUCUGUACAGAAAGAGAAAAAUUAAUUUGUUGUCCUCUUCGAAUCAGUGUUUUAAAAUAUAUCAUGUAUUUGAUGUAAAUUUGUCUGUAAGACUAUACAAUGCAAUACAUACAUAUGCAGAAUUUUCCAGAAAAUCUUCUCUUUCUUUUGUGGUUUCUCAUCCACUGAUACUAUAUUAAAAUGAUUUCACUUAUCC
Messenger RNA from Grus americana (Whooping crane), 1002 nucleotides. It is a transcript of the gene CCK, whose product is annotated as cholecystokinin. Gene Ontology annotation, cellular component: extracellular region; axon. Gene Ontology annotation, biological process: digestion. Gene Ontology annotation, molecular function: neuropeptide hormone activity. The transcript has 3 exons. The record is from RefSeq and is a predicted model, not a curated record. The coding region runs from base 360 to 752 and encodes 130 amino acids. NCBI's taxonomy places the organism in Eukaryota, Metazoa, Chordata, Aves, Gruiformes, Gruidae.